AUGCCACAGACCCUGUUUGCUGUGACGAUGACAUGUGGCGACUGCGCGAAGGACGUCGCAAGCGAACUCUACAAAUUGCCAGGUAUCACAAAGGUGGAAUCCAACCUCGAAGACCAAUCCGUUUCUGUCGAGGGGACGGCCCCUCCGUCAACUAUAGUAAAAGCCAUCCAGUCGACCGGCAGAGACGCUAUUUUGCGCGGCUCGGGAACGUCGAAUAGCGCAGCUGUGAGCAUUCUCGAAACGUAUCACGGGCCUAGCGGAAAGUGUUGCGCCACGGAGGCCGUGGAUGCCGGUACCUCUGCCGAUAACAAGGACCGAUAUGUUCGGGGUCUAGCACGGAUGGUGCAAGUAGCCCCCUCGAUUUCGGUAAUUGACCUAACAGUACAGGGAGUGUCUCCCGGUACCUACUACGCAAGCAUCCGUGAAUAUGGCAAUCUCCAAAGCGGUGCCGUGUCCACCGGGCCGAUUUGGUCCGGGGAAGGCAUCCCGGACGUUAAAGGUUCGGGCCGGCAGCAGCAGACAGCGCACAAGGGCCAUUUGGGCUCCAUCGAAGUUGGGCUUGAUGGGCGGGGGGAGGCUUUCCUAGAGAAGGAGUUUCAGGUGUGGGAGCUUAUAGGGCGGGCCCUAGUGGUCUCACCUUUGGAUGAAUCCAGAGAAAGUGUGGCUCUGCAGAACGACGCGGACACGGUGGUGGGCGUCAUCGCGAGGAGUGCGGGAGUUUGGGACAAUGACAAGACCGUGUGUUCGUGCACGGGAAAGACUCUGUGGGACGAAAGGAAAGACGAGGUGAAAAAGGGCAUGCUGUAG
This is a messenger RNA of Grosmannia clavigera kw1407, 807 nucleotides long. RefSeq names its product superoxide dismutase copper chaperone. Gene Ontology annotation, cellular component: cytoplasm. The record is from RefSeq and is a predicted model, not a curated record. The coding region runs from base 1 to 807 and encodes 268 amino acids. Gene Ontology annotation, molecular function: copper ion binding; superoxide dismutase copper chaperone activity. NCBI's taxonomy places the organism in Eukaryota, Fungi, Ascomycota, Sordariomycetes, Ophiostomatales, Ophiostomataceae. Gene Ontology annotation, biological process: removal of superoxide radicals. The transcript is spliced from 3 exons.